CUGUCAUCGCCUCUUCCCUACCUCUCUGCUCUCUACAACCACCAGCCUUCACGCAUCGCCCAAGUCUCACUCGCGUCCCAGUACACCCGCCAUGUCCUCCCGUCCUCGUCGCGCCGCCGCCUCGCUCUCUCGUCGCGCCAUCCUCGCCGACGCCAGCGACGACGACGAGGGCGCGAGCGGCUCAGACGCCUCAGGCAGUCGUAGUGGCGGCGGCAAGCAGAAGCGGCGCUUCGCCGACUCCGACGAGUCCGACAGCGCAGAUGAAUGGCGCCCCGCCGCUGCUACUGCUGCGCCGGACGGGGUGAAGGGCAAGCGCGCACGGCCAACGAGGCAGGCGCAGCCAUCGGCGUCGGCGUCGGCGUCGGCGUCGGCGUCGACGUCGGCGUCGGCGUCGGCGUCGGCCAGCGGCUCUGCGUCGCCGGGAGCGUCAGAGUCGGACGUCGCAGAUGCACGUGCGACUGGCGCGUCGGCAGCGGCGAGCAAGAGCGGCGCCGCGGCUGGCAAACGCAAGCGUGCCUCGGCGCACCCUGCGGCAACCUCUCGCUCUCAGCGCGCAAAGGGCAACAGCGCCAGCGGCUCCAUCUCGCGCCCUGCCACGACGCGCAAGCGCGGCGCUCGCGGCGUGGCCGAGGGAGAAGAAUCGGAUGCCGAACUGCUGGCUGCUGCGGGCGCCUUUGAGGCGGAGAUGGAAGCUGCGGAGCUCGAGGCGGCGCGAGAAGAGGCGAAGCUGGCAUGGCAGAGUGUCAAGGCGAGAAAGAAUGGCGGCGCAACAACAAGCGCACAGGGCAGUGGAGCGACGAGUGCGGCAACUCCCUCUUGCAGCGCGUCGGUGCGAGUGGAGAAUCGCAACGGGGUCUCCUCCUCGAGCACUUCUACUUCGACGACGGCGCCACGCCAAGGCGAUCUCAACGUCUGGCUGGGCAAGUCUGCGGUUGCGAUGCCUUCUACAUGUGCCGCGGCGCAGAUCUACGACCGCGACUCGCUCUUCAUUGGGCAUGUCUAUCCGCUUCUCUCUUCCUCCUCUGCCUCGCGCUUCGCGCUGCUCGAGCAUCUCUCUCGCGCCGUGCAUCCGCGCCUCGCCACCGACGCCUUUCCGCCGGCCUUUCGCCAUCUGCCGCCCGGCAGACGCGGCGCCAGCCACGACAUGCUGGCAUGGCGCGUGCUGGAGCUCAAGCAGGGAAGAGACGGCCUCGGCGGGCCCGGAGACUUUGGCGUCGUCGAGGGAGAGGAAGAUGAUGGAGAGAAAGGCGGAGGACGCGCAGUGGCCAAGAUGCUCAAAGGCUUGGGAGCUUGUGAUGUCCUCGUCGUUGUUUCAAGAUGGUAUGGUGGCACAAUGCUCGGCCCCAUUCGCUUCCAACACAUCGAGACGUGUGCGCGCGAGGCAAUCUUGAAGUAUAUGCAUGACGAAGCGCUGGUGCCGCUGCGAACUCGUCUGCAGUCGCUCGACUUGCGCGUCGGGGAGCUGCGCGCCAGUCUGGCGGCGCUGGCACCAGCGGCGUCGACGUCGCAGAGUGGCGCCUCUGCUUCCCAAGCCGCCGUCGCCGCCGCAUCGUAUGCCGACCUCACGCCCUCGAAAGCGCAGCGCCUCAUCUCGGCGCGCGAGAAGCAGGUGGACAUGCUGCAGACGCGCCUCGCGCAGCUCGGCGGCGAGGGCGCAGACGGCGACGUGGGAGCGAAGGAUGCCGCGCCGCAAGAGGGGUGCAGGAGGGAGGAGAAGGAGAAGGAUGGAGAAGUGCGCGUGGAUUUGGAGCAGCUGGAUGCGGCACAGAGAGCAUUGAGAGUGCUGCCGCCCUGA
This is a messenger RNA of Tilletiopsis washingtonensis, 1795 nucleotides long. RefSeq lists its product as hypothetical. Gene Ontology annotation, cellular component: cytoplasm. The record is from RefSeq and is a predicted model, not a curated record. NCBI's taxonomy places the organism in Eukaryota, Fungi, Basidiomycota, Exobasidiomycetes, Entylomatales. Gene Ontology annotation, biological process: regulation of translational initiation. The transcript has 3 exons. Bases 92 to 1795 code for a protein of 567 amino acids.